This is a messenger RNA of Penicillium samsonianum, 1519 nucleotides long. RefSeq names its product DUF3431 domain-containing protein. Bases 232 to 1179 code for a protein of 315 amino acids. NCBI's taxonomy places the organism in Eukaryota, Fungi, Ascomycota, Eurotiomycetes, Eurotiales, Aspergillaceae. The transcript has 3 exons. The record is from RefSeq and is a predicted model, not a curated record.
CUUAUCUCAAUUGAUUCCAUUCCUUCUCGAAGUCCUUCAUCCCUUGACUCGGCACUUUCGUCAUCUCGCGUUCAGAGUACGCGAGUGAGUUUGAUCCCCGACCUUCACAUGGGUCGGUGCUUAUUACUUUCCUAAGAUUGCGCGUUCUGAGACACUGGCCUCUUCUCAUCUUUCUCCUCUCACACUUCCCCCCUAUACCCUCACCCUCGACCUCAACAAUCACGUUAUGCGAUGAGGUUGUCACUCCGUGUUAGUGCCGCCGCCGCACUAAUUAUCCUGACUCUCGUCCUGGUCUGUCGCAAUCUGAAGGCGAAAGGUGAAUCACUUCAGGAUAUAUGGCAUUUCGACACCGGCUCCUUCCGCACAUCCCUCAGACCAAAACCCCAACAUGAGACGGGAUCGCAACGGAAAUGGCGGGUUGCAUCGGAUAAGAAACCCGCUUUAAUGUACCAGACCACCGAGAUCGUGGUCCCCAACCAGGGUGCUAUUGUGAUGGCUAAGCGCAAGGAGGAAGAUACCGCUUGGGUCGGGGCAGAACUGUCAGAAUGGCGCAGCGUGAUCUACACCGUCGACGAUACCAAUGCCCCAACGCACACCCCGAAGAACAAGGGCCGCGAGGCUCUCCCCUACCUCCAAUACCUGAUCGACCACUACGACGACCUUCCCGACGUCGUGGUCUUCCUGCACAGUCACCGCGACGGCGUAAUCGCCGGCUGGCACAUCGACACCAUGGAUUACAGCAACGUGGACUCGGUGCGAGCAUUGCAGAAAGAAUUCGUGCAGCAGGCAGGCUUUGUCAACUUGCGUUGCCAAUUGAGCCCAGGAUGUCCCUCGGCCAUCCAACCAUUCCGUCAAUCCCCGAGGCCGGAAAGCCCGGGAGAGGCACAAUACGCUGCUGCAUGGAAAGAGCUGUUCCCUGGUGAGCCGGUUCCUCGCGAAGUCGCCGCCCCGUGUUGCUCCCAGUUUGCCGUUUCCCGAGAGCAGAUUCUCCAGCGCCCCCAUAGCGAUUACCAGCGCAUGUAUGACUGGGUGAUGAACAAUGACCUGGCGGACGAGGCUACCUCGAACAUUAUGGAGUACUCAUGGCACAUCAUUUUCGGCAAGGACCCUGUCUUCUGCCCUGAUUUGUUCCAAUGCUACGCAGAUGUCUACGGCGAAGAAGUCAUCUUUAACUACUGAUCAUUUCAAGUUAUUUCUCUUAUGCCUAUGUACAAGGGCCGAUAGCUCUCUUGCAUUUCAACCAGAAUACGUUUCUUUAUUACCCGGCACUUGCCGGAACUCCCUAGGGGAGAAAUACCAUGGUUACUGGGAAGACGCAGUGCCAAUGCCACAUGAUGACUUGCUUCGAUGUCUAUUUUUUUGUUUUGUCAGAAGCAAAUGUACAAAGCUGAACUGUGCCGGGAUGGCUAUCACAGUGAUAUCAUCUGUCUCACCUCGAGUUGUACGUCCAACUCAAGCGCAUGAGAUAUUCCUUUCGUGCUACGGCACCCAUGUAUAUUUUAUUCCAUUCAAAUCUUAU